AUGGAAAAAGGUCUCGCUGAACCGGAUGUCGUAAUCUGUUUGACCCCGGACGAAAUCGAGGAUCUGCAUCAUCGCUCUGGGUACGGUGAAGAGCGUUAUGAGACGGACGAUUUUCAGCACCGGGUUAUGGAGAACUAUUUACGCCUGGCCGAGGAGGCCAAGAGUAACACAGAAGCUGCCCUGGACUCGGAUCAGCCUGAGUGGCACUUUGUGCAGGCCACAAACAAAUCGGUGGACGAGGUACACAAGUGCAUCAUGUCGAUUGUAACAAAUAAGCUUCGGUCGAUGAAGAUACCGUACAUCACAGAUCAAACAUCGUGA
Echinostoma caproni is the source of this 321-nucleotide messenger RNA. The record is from the annotation of a GenBank genome assembly. Lineage: Eukaryota; Metazoa; Platyhelminthes; Trematoda; Plagiorchiida; Echinostomatidae.